This is a messenger RNA of Porites lobata, 2575 nucleotides long. The record is from the annotation of a GenBank genome assembly. NCBI's taxonomy places the organism in Eukaryota, Metazoa, Cnidaria, Anthozoa, Scleractinia, Poritidae.
AUGCUAAACAGGUUAGACACUCGUCAUUGCUUUGUGGUUCUUAUCGUUCUAACACUCUUUGUCAUCCUGUUUUUCUAUACCAAUGUUCUUCCGUCGACUGAAACUCUGGUUUCGAAAAACAUGAUUGCCGAGGACGUUUCGUCCUACACUACAUUGCCACAAAGAAGGAGUUUGCUUAUUGUCGGCAAAGGGCGUUCGGGGACAAGUUUUGUGUGGAAGAUGUUGGCGAUUGGAGAACGGGUGAGUAAAAAUAAUGUCUAAUGAGCACCCAAAAGGUUUUGCAAAUUGUAUCUUAGUCUAACAUAACAGUGCAGAGACCAACUUGAAAGAUGAUAGUUAUGAAAAGAAGCUCAGAAUGGUUAUGUGAAAAAACAAUAUAUAUAUAUAUAUAUAUAUAUAAUUUAAAAAAAAGAAUGGUUACUUGUCACCAAACGUGAUUCUUGAAUUCCCCGCACCCAAAAAACUGACAACCAGAAAUGCGGUGCGGGAUAAGCAGACAAUUCUUAGCCCAUUUAUUGAACUAACCAACUAAUCACAAAACAAAAACAACUGGUUACGCUGUUUAGACACCAAAAAUCAAACAAACUGUGUACACAUUUGAUCCGGCCAAAGUCAAUGAAUAAACAAAACCACUAAUAAUAACUGUCAAUCAUCUGGAAAACACAACUAAAAUCGUUAAAAUCGUUAGGAAAUGGAUUACAGGAUUUCAAUCACUAUAUAAAAAAGAACAAAAUUUAACUGUCCGCUUGUAAAAAUCCACAAUGAAACUUGUUUACUGUUCAGCGAAUAUAUACUUGCUACUUUUAUCAUACAUAUUAAUUUUCUUCUCAUAAUCUCAUGCCGGCACUUAAAACACACUGCCGACAAACAGUUUGUUCUCUUUAUUUUAACGUAUUUUUUUCAGCCAUUUGAAUAACAAAAUGGUUACGUGUCACCAAACGAUUGAUUCUUGCAAAAUUCCUUAGACCUGCUUGGGGAUAAUCCUUUCAAAGACCGAAAAACUGACAACCAGAAAUGCGGUGCUGUGGGAUAAGCAGACAACCUUUUCUUAGCCCAUUUAUUGAACUAACCAACUAAUCACAAAACAAAAACAACUGGUUACGCUGUUUAGAACCUAAAAAAAUCAAACAAACUGUAUGUUCUUGAAUUGAUCCGGCCAAAGUCAAUGAAUAAACAAAACCUGGUUACGCUGUAAUUUUAGACAAAAAAAAUAAUAACUGUCAAUCAUCUGGUAAAAAACACAACUAAAAUCGUUACGAGGAAAUGGAUUACAGAACACAAACCAUUUCAAUCACUAUAUCCAAAAAAAAGAACUAAAAUUCCUCCCAAACCAAACCCCUCUUUUAACUGUCCGUUUUACGUAGUGCAAAGCAAGACAAGCACUUGUAAGAAAGAAAAAUCCACAGAGGAAUGAAACUUGUUUACUGUUCAGCGAAUAUAUAUCUUCUGAAAGUAUCUCACGGGUGAGCAGAAACGAACGGUGAGAUAUCCUUCAGCACGAGACGAUAAAUAUCAUACUGUUUUAAUUUCUUCUAUUUUUAAUUUAUUUUCAGCGCAAUUAAAUCUCGCAAAAUGUCUGUGCCGGCACUUGAAGGCAAAAAACACACUGCCGACAAAUGCAAAUUAAACAAACAAUCACAGAAGAGCUACAGUGGUUUUUAUUGUACCAAAAAGAUGUUGACAUUGAAUGCAAUCUCCAAUUCGGGCGAAACUUGAGAAACGAGGAAAAACCUGGACCGAGUUUACUUUCGCAAGGACGGUUACCAGGGACAGGGAAAAAAUUUGCCCAAUAGCUGACCAGCGCGUACACAGUGACGAUCCCAGAGGCAAUUGCGGGACGCAUUUUGGCUCAGGUUCCCAGUUUCCUUCUCGUCGCUAAAGCUACAAGCAAACGGACGCAACAACUCCCAACAAUGUUGGGAUUAAUUUAGGUUCUUGGGAAACUCCCACCUACCCCUCCCCUAUCAUUUUGCCCUAAGUGAGAAGUAAGUGUUAAUGUUGACUUAGGGGAGGGGUAGGUGGGCAAUUUCUCCAGAAACCUAAAUUGAUCCCAAUGUUGGCACCUGCAGUGCAUCGUGGGAAGGAUACAACCCAAAACACUUUGCACACUCCAAGCCAAAGACUGGAGACCAUGUCACGUGAUGCGCGUGCGUGGCCCUCAAGAAUGUUGGAAGAGCUGUGCAAACGGAUCCUUCGACGAUCACGGUAAAAAAGAAUUGUUGGGAGCCGUUGGUUUAAAAGUUUGACCGGUUUCAAACUUUGUGUAACAACACGCAACAACAUGCAACAGGAUGUGCAAACGGACGCUACAUGUAUCAUUCAACGAUGUCGGGAGUUGUUGGCCAACAAUGUUGCGUCCUUUUGUACGGCGCUAAAAGUGAAGAAUGUGGUGAAAUAAAAAUUGACUCAUGUACAAAGUGGCGAUUUUUAGUUAAUACAACGAAGGGUUUUUUUUUGUUUUCUACAGGUUUUCGAGGUUUAUGAGCCUUUGCGAUUUCACAAUCUUUCGGACGCCCAAAAAAUGGAGGUUUUACAAGCAUUUCUCACCUUGAAGUUUACACAAAGCGCCUUAUGA